AUGGAUGGUACAGAUAUGCAGAAGGUGUGUCGCAUCUGCCUUGUCAUGGAUUCCAAGUUAUUUGACAUAAACAUGGAUAAUCUAAGUGAAAUAUAUUAUGACAUCACUGGAGUACCUUUUCAGGCUUCAAACAAGGACAAAUUGCCACAGCAUCUAUGUUGGGAAUGUGCUUUCCGUUUGAAAUCUGCUCAAAGUUUAAGAGAGAAAGCUCAGACAGCACACAACAUACUAGUAGAUCUUAUUAAUUUUAAUAAAUAUAUAACACAUGAUCAAAUAAAAGCAAUAAAUAGAAUCGAAAACAAUCUACAGUCGGCACUGACAACAAAUUUUAUAGAUGCGCAUAACUAUGAUGUCGCUGUACAAGAGUAUACAAAGCUGGAUGAGUUUGAAGGGAAGAUCGAAGUCAAUGCUGAUGUUAGCCAUACACCGGACAUUGAUGAUAUGUUCAAUGAUGAUCCGCCAGCAACAGUUGAGAUUAAAGUUGAGAAUAAUGAGAUAUUCUUCGAAGACUGCGGUUUUGCGAGCGAAGAUGAUAGAACUUUAAGUGAAAUGUGUAAAGUUAAAAAGGUGAAGAGUAAAGCUAGAGUGAAGAAAAAGGUAAAAGUUGAUGAUGAUUUAAUUGAGGAUACGCCGACAGCUAUGGUAGAGAAGUUCAAAACAGCAGACGUGAAACGCAGGAGAGCGAACGAGAACAUAGACGCGAACCUCUUCACGAUAACGACUCUUACUUACGAACAACAAAUAGAACAGAUAACGAAGAGAAAAGAAUCUGAGUUGUACAAGAACGCGACGUUUAAAUGUGAUAUGUGCUACCGGGGCUUCCAUAUCAAAGCGAGAUAUGACGCGCAUGUAGUGCGGCAUAGUGAUCAAAGCGGCGCCUACGAGUGUUUCAUUUGCAAGACUAGAAUGAAAACCGGUCGUGCCUUGCGUAAACAUAUAACUUCGCAACAUACAGAACAGUUCAGCUGUAGAGGCUGUCCGUUUGUCACUAUGAAUCGGGGUGUAGCGCGUGAACACGAGAAAUGGCACGCGGGAACGAAGUACCAGUGUCCCCAUUGUCCGAGUCAAUUUGAUAAAGUAACGACGUAUUUAGGGCAUGUAAGGAUAAAGCAUGUUUCGGACUUCGUCUGCGAGCUUUGUGGCUAUACGUUUCUGAGUAAAAAAGGGAUAGACGUACAUAAAAAGAAAAAACACAGGCUCUCCGAAGAAACGGCCCCGCUCGAAGGACCAUAUUGUGAGGUGUGCGAUGUGAAGUUCGUAUCGGAAGAAGCGCAUUCGCGGCAUUUGAAAUUAUCAUCGAGACACAGCAGUGAUAACGAUCCGGAUCGGAUACGUAACGACUCCCAGAGUAUGACCAGUGUAAAGAAAGGAGUUCGACAGGCAGACAGACGGAUGAUGAUGAACAGACGCGACGUGGAAGGUGAUGAGUCGACCCUUGAAGUCAUCACCUGUGAACAGUGUGGCGUACAACUUCGCGGCUUGCGCCUCUACGCGCAGCACUUCCGUCGCGUUCACCCGGACAAGAAUCGGACCAAGUACCCGGCUAUGAAGACGCCGUCCAUGUGCGAACAGUGUGGGAAAAUAUUCCAGAGCAUGGCACUCCUAAAAGACCACAUGUGGGUGCAUACAGGCGAGAAGCGGUUCAAAUGCGACCGUUGCGACAAGAGUUUCACGCAGAAGACGAACCUGGUGUUUCAUAUGCGCGUGCACAGUGCCACGAGACCAAGUUACGAAUGCCCGCUGUGUGGGAAACACUUCGCCUUCUACAAUAAUCGACGGCGGCAUAUGUUUAUACACACCGGUCUCAAACCGUUCAAGUGCGAUACGUGUGGUAAGGCCUUCACGACGUCCGGCGAGUUGCGCGCGCACGUCGAACACGUUCACUUGAAGAAACCCUGGCCGAAGAGGUCGAGACGAGGAAACGAAGAACCGUGGAAGUGUAUACAGAGUAUGGAAGAUUAG
Leptosia nina is the source of this 1962-nucleotide messenger RNA. Lineage: Eukaryota; Metazoa; Arthropoda; Insecta; Lepidoptera; Pieridae. The record is from the annotation of a GenBank genome assembly.